ACUUGCUCCACACAUUUGUUCUUGUCAGUCACAAGCGAGAUGGAAAACUCUCUGCUGAUGAUUCUUACGGCUCUCCUGCUCCUUGGAGUUCAAGGAAUCUCAGCUCAGAUCUCGUUCAACACCUCAACCCCCUCAACCCCACGACCCACUAUUCCUACAACAACCACUACCCUACAGGCCACAUGUCCGAAACUCACAGAAUAUAUUAUUAAGUCUGAAGUGUUUCAGCUGAAGGUCAUGAGGAAGGCCAGCCCAUGUGAAGGUCAGCUGUAUGUGAAUUUUCGUGAGCGUCAAGUGUAUUUGUGCUCUAGCAGUGAUAUAUCACUCAGCUGGUGGUCUGGAGUGUGUAAGGACAGAAGAUGUGGAGACUUCAAGGGCUUUAAGCACAUUUCAACCCAAGCUAAAGGUUUAUUACUCACAAGUAAUAAGACAUUCGUCGAUACUAAGUGCAACGGCCUGUAUAUCAUGUGUGAAGAUCCUCUUGGAACAGAGCUGGCUGCUUAUAAAGCGGUAACUGGCAUAUUAAUUUUCUUGAUUUUGGGUGUCAUUCUGGUUCAGUUCGGUCGGCCCACCUACAAAGCCAUCCGCAAACGAUUUUCUCAAAAGCGUCAGAGUCGCUGGGUCGGCCCGACUCAGAGCGUGUGCUAUAACAGAGGUCAAGGACCCCCAAACAAAAACACAGACAAAAGACAGUCCUUUCCUGGUUUGGAGAGGCUGACAGUAAACCAGAGCAGAGAGCCCUCAUCCAACAGAAACAGUGACUAUGACUCAUACGGAUACAGCUGAAGGCCUGUGCUCACAAAAGAUUUACUGACCCUAAGCACAACGCUCGUCAUCUACAAUCAGCAGAUUGUUUUACAUUACACAGCUUCGGCUGUUUUGAGCUGUCAAUUGGCAAGUCAAGAAAGCUGUAAAUAUCUUUGAAAAGCAUAGCUGAGAAAUCCAUUUAGGAUCCAAUAAAAAUAAUAAUGAUAACUUAGUCUCAAUUUGGUAGAGCAUAGCAGGCUUCCUUUUAUUCAUUAUUAAUUUUUUGAUGCUUUGUAAUGACUUGUUUUUACUGUGUUUUUUUUUUUUUUGGUAUUGUUUUUAAAUAGUCAGAAAAAAUGGGAUUUCGCUUGUGUUCUGAAAGAUGAUUGCUUUUUUAAAAAAAAUGUAUAUUUAUGCAAGUGAUUGAUUUUUGAGUUGGAGUUUGAAUAAUUUUGAAUAAACUAAAAAGGCAAUCAUUCAGAUCUUUCGUGACUUUUGACCUGGGCGCAGAAUCAGAAUAAAACUGGUGGUAAAUUAUCAGAACAAAAGGCUACAUAAUGAACACAUAAGCAAGGUUAUGUUGGAGCUUAGAUGAGAAAUUUGAUGAGAAAUGUCUUCUGAGGGGGCAUGGAAGUGAAGUUAAGCUUGGGAGCGGGAAUGUGGUGUUAAUGCAGAAUUUUGCAGCAAUGUGGUUUCCUGUCGUAAUUCUAUUAACUUCCUGUUUGUGUUAUUUCUGUCGCUCAUGCUCUAAAUAUACUGUAGACUCAAUGUGCUCAUUCUUUUUGGAUGGUUUCUUUGUCUUUCUUUCUUUCUUUCUUUCUUUCUUUCUCUCUUUCUUUCUUUCCUUUAAUAUUUUCUCAUCUCUCUCUCUCUCUCUGACCCAGUUGAUUUUUUAAUACUGCACUCAUAGAGGUUUUAAUAUCACAACAGCUUAAAAUCUUAUGUCUCGCCUGACUGAUGGUAGCUAAGUAAAACUCUCUUUCUAAGUGCACCAGUAAGAGAGACCGUUAAAAUGCUUGGUGGGUUUCUGUCUAAACCUUUCUAUAUCUCUCCGUGUGUUUGAAUGCACAGCAGUUCAAGAUGGUUGUUUCAGUUCUGUUCAUUUUUUUUUUCGAUUGUUAUGUGGCUUUGUCUUUGCAGCUGCUUUAGUCUCUCUUCAUAUUUGAGAACAAACGCAACAGCGGGUUUCGGGGGAGAAUGUGUGUUGUGUGUGUGUGGUGGGUGGAUAAGUGUCGUCUCCUCCUCAUCCUCAGGUCAGAGUGAAGGAUUAAAUCUGUAGUUUAAAUGAGGUUCCAGCAGAGAACAAUGACAGAUGACAACAGAUUACAUGCACAGAUUAACAGAGAGACCACACUGGAUAAAAUAUCUAGUGCAUCCAUCCGGCAUUUCCAACAAAACACUUGUGAUACUGACAUCAAACCUACUUGUUACCUGCAUACAGUCUGUUUUCAUGUAAAUCUUCGGAUAUAUCUUUUGCAUUAAAAUCCGUCAUACCAGGUUUUGCGUUAUUAUUUU
Molecule: messenger RNA, 2262 nt
Organism: Carassius auratus (goldfish)
Lineage: Eukaryota; Metazoa; Chordata; Actinopteri; Cypriniformes; Cyprinidae
Gene: cd5
Product: CD5 molecule
Exons: 7
Coding region: 40-786 (248 amino acids)
Biological process (GO): T cell costimulation
Cellular component (GO): plasma membrane
Source: RefSeq, a predicted model, not a curated record